This is a messenger RNA of Pomacea canaliculata, 2046 nucleotides long. RefSeq lists its product as uncharacterized. The transcript is spliced from 11 exons. NCBI's taxonomy places the organism in Eukaryota, Metazoa, Mollusca, Gastropoda, Architaenioglossa, Ampullariidae. The record is from RefSeq and is a predicted model, not a curated record. Bases 219 to 1568 code for a protein of 449 amino acids.
UCCGUAACUAGAGUUUUCACUCUUGUCCAUGACAACGACAACAUCCGAAACAAUGUACCCUAUUCACAAAAACAGAGAUCUGAAACACACUCUGCAAAGAUUGUGACAGACAAAUUGUAAAUGUUACUGGUAUUUGUUACAGAAUGUCAAAAAUAGUCUAAAUAUCAUCUGAAAGUUGACCUUUCGAAAAGCUGACUAGCUUGUGACUCGAAAACAAAAUGUCGCGUGCGCCAGCUAAAGGGAACAAGGAUAAAACCAAACCUCCUGCAGCGCAGACUCCCGUGAUUGCCCAUGAGAUUGUUCCAGGAAAAUUCAACGAAAAUGACUGGAAUGCUAUGCUCGAUCGUGAUUCAUCAGAGGAGUUUGUUCAGGAAAUCAUGGAUGAGAUUGUUUUGUACACAAUGGAUGAGAUCUACAAAAAAUAUAUUGACAGACAGUUGCUGCCUUUCACAAUAGCACAAGCAAAGGAUGCAAUUUUGCAGAUUAUAGAGUGGGAAUUUUUGGCUCGUGAUGAAGGUGAAUCAAAUCUUUCAGACCUUGGCUGGAUACAAGAUAAAGAACCAGAGGCAUUGACAACAGAUUGCUGGGCACAGGGUUCAGUGCCUAAAAUACAUAUAUUUGGGAUACCAACCCCAUUAGUGGAGGAACCAGAAGAAAAAGAAAUAUUUGUUGCAAAAGAAGAAGUGAUUAUUGAAGAAGAGAAAGUGGAGGAGGAUAAUGAACUUGAGGGGCCUGAACUGCCUGAGCUAGAGGACAAAGUUUCAAUAACUGACACAACACAGGAGGAGUUCUCAUGUGUAAAGGUUUCUAAGUCAGACUCAGAAGAGAAGGUAAAGAAGUUCAGGCCAUACAGGGGGGUGUUGAAGAGAGAAGAGUCGAAGAUAAUAGAGCCUUUGGCAAGGACAGAAAUGAAAUUAAGAGAAGCAGAAGUCCAAGCAUCACAGUCAUCAACAGUGUUAUCCAACAUCUUCACCAUGCCAACUUCUUGCCAUUCUUUACUGAAGGUACAAGCGGGGCGACCUCCAGGUGAAAAAGAUGUAACAUAUGAUGCCAUGGGAAAUGUGAUAGCUGUCAUGAAACUAAACCCAGAAAAGUUACCUAGCCACAGGGUUUCCCUCAAAUACAAAUUGAUAGACCCCAAAGUGGAGGCAGCACAAGCGCAUCUUGAUGCCAUGCGAAAAGGACAUCGUGCAACCCAGUUAGAUAGAAAAAGCAAGAAGAUCACAAUAGCUGAUCUGCCUGCCUUCACAGGCAAAAUUCAAGCCAAAACAGAGAGAUCAAAUACUCAACUUCCACCAUCUCUGUUUGAAGUUAUAGAAAUAUCUCCUGGAGUACAGGUAACUGAGAAUGGCCAUUCAAAGAAGGGACAGGAAAGGCAAGUACGGAAGGCAGAUUUGUUGGAGCACCAUCAAAAGGAUCUGCAACCUAUUUCUCUCCUUAUCAGAAGGUCAAGUGUCAGCGUAUCGGAUCUUUUGCAUCGCACCACUCCCAUCCUUCGCGAGUUUAACAGCCCUCCUCCAUUGCCCCCUAUUACCUCUCUCCCUCCAAACAAGUCUCAAGUUUCCUAACAAUGAACAGGAACAUGGACUGUCUGUGAUAUAAUUUAAAUCAUACUUUAGUAAUAAAUUCUUUUGCUUAUAAAUUGUUUUACGCUCCUGCUCUUCAUGGAAAGGCCAUGGUGUGAUCUGACUAAUUGAAAGAAGUCUCACAAUUCAAUGAUUUCUCAGCUAUGUGUUGGAGCCAUGCAACAUGGCAUUCAUAGGUUUAACUAGAUUAAAUGCUUUUUCUCAACCAGAGCACGUACUUUAAAAGCAGAGCAUUAUCUGGAAAUGUUGAAAAAGAACACCUCUCGAUCAGUUAUAUAAACAUUUUUCUUCUUAUGUUCAUUAUGCAACAACCUGUUGAAAAACAUUUACUACAUAGUUAGCUCUCAUUUACAUUCAAGCUUCUCGUAAUAUUAUCUAGUUUUUAUUGCCAUACUGGUGACAGCUUCAUUCAUUAAAAGAGAAAGAGUUUGGGGCUCAAAUAAAAUUGUUUCAGAAUUCA